AUUUUUCGGUUCUGUACUCAUACUUCUUGCGGCGCGGGUGAGUGGGACAGGAACAGAAAAGAAGGGAAGUUUAUACCCAAAUAACGCAUUUUACGGAUUGGAAUUGUCCGUGAGAAGUCGGAAAUGCACGCGACAGCCACGAAGCCGCCUUCUGGCGCGUGAGAGAUGCACGCGCGGGACCCGAGCCGCUGCCGCGAGACAAUUUUUUGUGUGAAGACGUGUUUCUGUCCGCCAUUUUUUCGGCUCCGCUGCCUCCAAAGUCUGCCCGGAAAAGUCAAGAAAAGGGGACUCAAAAACGCAUUAUCCGGACGCGUGCCUUACUGAGAAGACAAAAGAAGAUAUCGAGUGAAUAAUCUGCUUUAUAAGCCGCGGCUGGUCGCUCAGUUUGGCAGACAUGUGGGGCGAUAAAAGAUAAAUACCCGAGGCCACCUUUUUCCGCUCUCAUUACUGACACAGUGAGUGGACUAGAGACGUUUAUUAUAAGAAAAGCCUGCUGUGUGUUUUUUCUCGGAAGGCGAAACGAAAAAGAGGAAGCUUCAUUGAACAUUCUUGAGCCCUAACCUCCUUCGAUGGCAAGUUAAGGGUUUGUUUCAUUCCUGUUCGGCUCCAUGUUGGUUAACUGACUGCUAGCGACAGGAACCACAGUAUGCUCCAAAGUUGGUUUCAACCAGUCUCCGCCUGUCUCUGAAACGACAGGUUGAUUGUUUCUUGUUUGUUUAUUUCCGCUGUAUAACAAAUAGCUAAUUUGUCGUGUGGCCUCUGUGCAAAAGCACUCGAAAAAUCUCAAACGAGCCACAAAUGCCCUGCCCUGCAGCUUCCAAGUCUGGCUAUUGGCAGUGAUUGAGUAACUCUAGCAAGCAAACACGUUUUAAUUUUAACUUAUUGUCUAGUCUGCUUUGUAGUGUUUCCCAUAUCGUGGAUUGAUACUAACUUAUUUUAGAACAAAAAUAGAGAACAUGUCUGCUAGGUUUGACUCGUCUGAUCGGUGCGCCUGGUAUUUUGGACCCCUGUCGCGACAGGAGGCACAGAAUAGGUUACAAGGACAAAGGCAUGGAGUGUUUCUGGUUCGAGACUCGUCGACUUGUAUCGGCGACUACGUGCUGUCAGUGUCAGAAAACUCCAAAGUGUCUCACUAUAUCAUCAACUCCUUGCCCAGCAAGAAGCUCAAGAUUGGUGACCAAGAGUUUGAACACCUCUCAGCCCUCCUGGAGUUCUACAAAAUCCACUACCUGGACACCACGACUCUGAUAGAGCCAGCAUCCAGGCAACCAUGCACAGUGAGUGGUCCAAUACAGCCCAUGGGUUGCCCUGAGGAUAAUGUGGAGUAUGUUCGGACUCUGUAUGACUUCACGGGCAGUGAUGCAGAGGACCUUCCCUUCAAGAAAGGGGAGAUCCUCAUCAUCCUUGAGAAACCUGAAGAGCAGUGGUGGAGUGCUAAGAGUAAAGAGGGACGUGUCGGGAUGAUCCCUGUCCCCUAUGUGGAGAAAGUGGUCCGGCCAAUAGCCAUGUCUGGCCAGCCAUCCCAUGGAUCUCGCAACUCCAACAGCUAUGGCGUUCCUGAGCCCUCGCACACUCUUGUCCAUGCAUACGCUCAGCCCCAGACACCUUCGCCUUUGCCCCCUGGCACACCCGGAGCAGUUAUCACCCCUCUACCGUCCAUGCAGAAUGGCCCUGUCAUGGCGAAAGCUAUUCAGAGACGAGUGCCCUGCGCCUACGAUAAAACAGCUCUUGCUCUAGAGGUUGGUGACAUUGUCAAGGUUACUAGGAUGAACAUCAGUGGUCAGUGGGAGGGAGAGGUGAACGGACGGCGAGGUCUCUUCCCGUUCACACAUGUGAAAAUCAUAGACCCCCAGAACCCAGAUGAGAGUGACUGACCUCAACCGGAGCCUCUCACCCCAACAACAGCGUGUUCCCAAAUCUGCUGGCUGUCGCCACCUUUCCCACCAGUGUCAUCGUGGCUACGUGCUUGCCUGCUUAGGGCUGUGUUAUGGUUGCGACCCCUCUUGUUGCCAACCAUUGCGAGGCUUUUUGGACUGUUUACAGCUUUGGACAUUGGAUCCAAACUAAAAAACCUGACCCCACUUCCUUCGCUCCUUUUUGCCCUGGUCUUGGUUCCAGCCUGGGCAGUGUUCUUGCAUUAGUGUCCAUUUCAUUUCCAGAUCACUGGGCAUCAGUUUGAGUGUGUGUAUGUAUAAGUGCAUGUGUGUAGGUGUGUGUUUACUAUAGAUAUUUACCACAUUUCAUGACGACCUGUCUGUUUUGAUUUGAGUUCUCUUAAGUAUUUUUUGUUUAUGUUUGAAGUCCCACAUAAUUUUGAAAGUGUCAGUGUGUUGUUGUUGAGGAUAGUUCUACAAAGUAGGGGAAAGCUUUGUCCCUGUGGACUUGAGAGCACUGAGACUAUAAAUGAGCUGACAGCCAGUGGGGAGUUAUUUCUCCAAAAAACAAUCAUGUCACUUUUGUAGCUUAAGCGUUGAAUUGUGAAGCCUUUUCUUGGGGAUGAGGGUCCUGGGUUGUAAAGACAUGGAUUGUGACUGAAAUAGGGCUGUCACUUAUUCAGAAGGCAGGCCUCCUUACUUGUGCUACACAAACCAUGUGUGUGUUGUGGUUUGACUAAAGUAGUGAAUAAAAGUGAUUGGAAACCAUUCUCAUCAUGUGCAGGCACAGAGGCAUUAGUCACAAGUUCAAAAGCAGAAAGGCAGAACUCAUGAACUUGGAAUGUAUUGUGUUUGGAUGUUUUUGUGGUCUAUCUGGAGGACUGUUGAGCUGCUGUGUUGACGCAAAACCACAUAGUCACUGGUCCUCCUUUACUAGUCGGCCCAAGGCUGGCCUGCAGGUAUUGUUGCCUCUGCUGGACAUUGAAGCGGACUGCAAACUCUGUGUUUGUAAAUGUGCAAAACUUGCACAAACUUGCUUGACUCUGGCCAAGAACCGUACUGACAUAUUUACCUGCUGCUGGAGGUGGUUAAGAAACCCUGCCAGUUGUGUUAACUUCAAGAUGACGAUUUCUGCUGUGUCUUUAAACCGAGUGCAGCUGCAGUCGGCCUUUGUUCAUGGUUAGAUGGGAAGAGAAACGGUAGUUUCUGCUGGCCAAAACCUGUGGAUUUGGGGCCAUGACAUGGCCACUUGUUGAAUGCAAUGCCCUUCAGCAACAAAGUGACAUGCAUUAAAUGCAAUGCCAAAAACCUUUUCAUUAGGUUUUAAAGUACCUAACAACACAGCAUCAGACCUUUAAUGUUUGAAAGAAAAGUGACAGCCCUAGACUGGAGAUUAAAUAAACCAGAGGAGAUGGAUUUAACUGUAAUUGUAGAUGUGAUCAUGUUCAACUUGGCACCAUUCUGGCUGAAAAGACUUAUUUAUCUUUAAGACAUGACGCGGCCAUAUGUGCUUUCAUCUCUUUCCUGGUUUCUGCCAUAUGAUCAACAAUAAUUGCGUGUGUGUGACUAUAUUUGUUUUAUUUCAGAGACAAUGUAUCGUAGGGUGGUGAUUGUUUUUUUGUUUUUUUUUGCAUGUCCACUGCGUAUCUCCUAACUGUCCCGUCUCAUUCAUAAGGACAUUGCUCAGAAAUGUUGUGGGUUUUUUCCAGUGCCAACAGCACCAAGCGGAUACAUUUCCAACUCUUUUGCAUUGGAGUGUUGAGCUUCAAACUGGCUGGCUAGAAACAAGCAUGGGCAGGCUAAACUUCACCUAGGUGAGAAGUCACACUGUCGCUAGUGCAAGGUCAGGUAAUUGAAGAAAAAGUCUCAGCAAGCCAACAAGAUCCUAUAACUGCCUUUAAAAGAAAAACAACAUUUAGUAUGGUAAAUGCAUCUUUAAGUGCAUGAUACCCCGUCUCUAACCUUCUGUUUUUAGUACAUCAUCACUCCUGAAAGUUUUGGCCUUUUGACCUGAUCUACUUUGCUCUGUGCACAAGUUAGUGGUCCUAAUGCAAAUCCACUCCUGCAGAGCAGUGGCGAGUACUUGUCUUCAUAUUGUGCUGCUCACCAUUUCAGUUUGAUCAGUAGAAAGUCGAGAGUUGUGCUAUUAUGGUUCACCCUGUUACAUCUGCAUCUCUGCUGUAAAGAAUUUUUUUUUUCUUUUGGCUUUUUUUUUUUUCCCUCUUCCUGCUUUUCCUCUAAUCAAAACCCCAGCCGUUUGCUCUCAGUUAUUCUGUGCAGCUUGAACCAACAUGCUCUUCACUUACUCAGUUUGUAGGCGGUCAUAAUAAAAAUCAAGGGUUUUUGUUUUAAAUGAGCUGUUAUUAAAUUGGAAGUACCUACGGUGACAUUUACAAAAGGGAAAUAUGCCUGCUGGUUGCCUCCGUGCAUGACCUCCUGGCCGUGGAGAUGGUCCUGCUCGGCCAAAUGCUGCUUAAUGUCAUUUAUCUCCUCUUUAAACAAAAAGGUUUCUUUCAUGUUCAGCCCCGUGUGGUCUGUGCAGACAAACAAACCGUUGUGGGUUCUCCCUCAUCAGACAUCUGAGAUCUACUAAUUAAGCAAUACGCCCUCGAUUAGUUCCUCCUUGGAGGUGAACUCUGCUCUUCUCAUGCUUUUGAGUUUUGUAAUGGCAUUAACAGUAUUACUGUGCUCUUUUUUCUCAUACUCUUAGGAAAGUCUGUCUUUUACUUAAGAAUUGACGAUUGUGCCUUUUAUUUUUCUUAUACCAUUUACAUGUGUUAAUAUUUCCCAUGGUUAACACCUGUUGCUGGUAUUGACCCUUUAUGUACAGAACAAGUAAAUAAAAUUUAAGUCUACUUCUUUA
Cynoglossus semilaevis (tongue sole) is the source of this 4737-nucleotide messenger RNA. It is a transcript of the gene crkl, whose product is annotated as v-crk avian sarcoma virus CT10 oncogene homolog-like. Gene Ontology annotation, cellular component: cytoplasm. Gene Ontology annotation, molecular function: signaling adaptor activity; receptor tyrosine kinase binding. The transcript has 3 exons. The record is from RefSeq and is a predicted model, not a curated record. Gene Ontology annotation, biological process: cell migration; enzyme-linked receptor protein signaling pathway; positive regulation of ERK1 and ERK2 cascade. Lineage: Eukaryota; Metazoa; Chordata; Actinopteri; Pleuronectiformes; Cynoglossidae. Bases 957 to 1874 code for a protein of 305 amino acids.